AUGACACCUGAUUUAAGUCAUUUAACUGAUGGUGAAAAAAAAAAGAUCCAAGCUGUUAUUCAUCGACACCGAUCACAAGAAAAAUGCGAGUCUUUUGAAAUUCAAACUCCAGAAGAUGAUUAUUCAUCUCCACCCAUAGCUGUAUCUUCCCGUCCCUAUUUCCAGUCAAAUCAAUCAGCUGGAGUUUGUCAAAUUUGUCAAAAUACAAAAUUUGCUAAUGAAGAAUCGUCUCGUCAAUGUUCCACAUGUAACAAACGCUUCUGUGUACACUGUGGUAUUCGUCUAAAGUCACAAUACUAUCUUUGUAAUCCAUGUCGACAAAAACAAGAACAUUACUUUUCAUCAACAAAUAAUAUUUCUAAACAAUAUUUAUCGGAUUAUAUUUUAUCUCAAAAUUUUCAUGAAAAUCAAACGAACCAACAUGAUGCUAAUCGAAAGCAUAUCUCACCAAAACUAGAAAUAUCUAAUGAUAAUGGCGAUAUUUCAUCACCUGAGUCAAUGUUUAAGUGUGAUAAUAAAAAUCGAUUAUUGCCUGAAAUGAAAAAAGAUAAACGUUCAAUAAAUAUCCUACGAGAUUUUCAAUAUCAUUCACUUGAAGAAAGAGAAUCAGGCCAAGAAUCUACAUUAAAAGAUUCCGGUAUCGAUACAGCUAGUUCAAGUACCAUACUCAAUGUUAUAUCAUCGGAUCAAUUUAAAAAGCCAAUUACGUAUUGGUGUUUUAGUGAAACACGAACUGAACAAAUUGGUUAUAUUUAUUUGAAAAAUAAUCUUACAACAUAUGAUUACGAGCAAAAACAAAUAAAUAAAGAAGAUCUUUUAAAUGCAUUAGGUUUAAGAAUACAAUGUGGUGUUCGAUAUGAAAAUGAAUAUAUUACAGAAAUUAUUAAAGUCAUACGAGGAAGUAUAGCAGAUAAUUAUGGACAAUUACAAGUCGGUGAUCAUAUACUUGAAUGGAACGGUGAAAAAUUAUCAAAUCUUAGUCCACAAGAUGUGAAUCGAAUUAUUUUGCAACAUUCAAUGCAAAGUCCACAAAUUCAUAUGAUUGUGAAAAGAUUAAUUAGACAUCCCGCAUUGUCUAACAAUGAUCCUUUAUCGGCAAACCGAACCGCUCGAGAAGAUCAAACAAUAUCAUCAACAAUAGAGAACGGCGGUAUUCAAUUACAACUUUCAUUUCAACAUGAUCAAAACCAUUUGCAUGUUAUGAUAUACGGUGCUAAAAAUAUUCCUCUUCGGCAAGGUUUAUUUGCUUGUCAGCUAUCAUUGCAAUAUGGACGUGAUAUAUUAUCAAAAGAAGAAAAAUGUACAAAGGCUCAAUCAUGCUCUUCUGGUAUAUGUAUAUGGAAUCAACGGAUAAUAUUUUUUGAUAUUGAACCGAUUGAUAAUAUUUUACUAUGCGUUAAAUUAAUUAAUCUCGAACAUAAUCAAGAUAUUUUAGGAGAAAUAAAACUUUAUAAACUUAAUUUAAAUAAUAAAUGUGAAUGGUUUUCUUUGAAUGAUACAUCAACCGGACUAUUACUCGAUCGUACAUAUUUGUCCACAGUCGACAUUCCACCAACGGCUAACAAUCGUAAAAGACAGCUGCCAGACAUUCCUCUGGCAAGACUACAAGCCAAUACUGAAAAAGUUUCACAAGAGUUACUCCAAAAGGCUGUUCAGAUUAAAUUAGGUCUUCAUUCACAAUCAAAAGUUGAUAUAGCUUCAAUAAAACAGCAUAGUGUUGAUCAUGCAGAUUCUAUUCAGCGAGCAAUAUCGGACGAACCUUCGUCAACAAUAGAUAGUAGUUCACGAAAAUCAAUGACUAAUUUAUCAUCAACAUCAAAAACAUUGCUAGCAAGUAAGAUCAAAGACAAGCCACGUAUACCAAUCAUACGAGAUCGAAGUGCUCCGCAUGCAACACUAUCAACACGGCGAGUAACUAUAGUGGGAGAAGAUGGAGCCAGUAUUGAAAAAUCAAAAUUGAAACCUCUAGAAGAUCGAUACCGACGAGCUAUUACAAAACGAUAUUCUAUGGAAGCGCCCGGUGAUGAUAUUGAUUCAGAUGGAUCCGAAUUAUCGUCUGCAUCGAAAAUUAGUUCUACUAGUAUGUUGUCAGCUAAAUCGGAACGACCUGGAAUUAUACGAAAAACUCGAUUGCAAACGAACGCCAAAGAUCAAUUUCAUCGUACUGACGAAGUACAAUUAAGAGAAGAAGAACUUCGACAAUUAGCUAUGAGUACAUAUGAAACAAGAACAACUUUGGAUACUACUAAUAAAGCAACGAUCAUUAAAACGAAUACAGUAGUCCCUCCGACAACUAUUGUUCCCGAUGAGAAAACAGUUAAAAUUGAUCAACAUAAUGAUGGUACUGUAUCUGAUUCAGCUUUAAGUUCUCCAUCGGAGCUAAUUAAAAAGCAACGACCAUCAAUGUCUUCGAAAGCUUUUGUUAUACUUGGUUUAUCAAAAAAAGCCAAUAGUUCAUCAAGUCUUGGCAGUAAUAAGAGAUAUGGGUUUCAAAGAAGUGAAGAAAUUGGUGUGCAACCUCAUUUACGUAGUCGAGCAAUGCAACGACAACUAAGCAAAGAAAAUGAAACACCAAGUAGUGCUCCACCUUCAGAUUCGUCGCGAUCACCAUUUAAUCGAAAUCUACAACGUGAUCAAUAUCAUUCAAUGCCUCAUAACAUCGAGCUUUGGUCUGGUGCACUCAAAUUGCCUCAUGAACAUCAAUUUGCUGAUUUUAUUGAGGGUUUAGGAACAGGACAAUUAGUUGGACGACAAGUUCUCGCUUCUCCUUGUCAUGGUGAAAUUCAAAUAGGUCUUCGCAAUCAUCAAGGCUUGCUUGAAAUUGAAAUCGUAAGAGCCAGAAAUUUACUUCAGAAAGCUUUAUAUAGAACGCCGCCAGCACCAUAUGUGAAAGUAUAUUUACUUGAUGGGAAAACAUGCAUAGAGAAACAACGUACUCGAGCGACGCGUCGCACACUCGAUCCACUUAUUCAACAGACACUUAUGUUUAAAGAAAACUUUCGAGAAAAAGUUUUACAAAUCAGCGUUUGGGGCGACUAUAGUAAAUUAGAUCGGAAAGUUUUCAUGGGCGUUUGUCAAGUAGGUUUAAAAGAAGUCAAAUUAAAUUCGUCGCAACAAAUUCUUGAUUGGUACAAAUUGUUUUCUGCGAAUUCCUUAAUGAAUAGUUAUAUGAUUGUCCAACAAUCAAAAAGAAAAACUUCAUUAGCAUAA
Molecule: messenger RNA, 3210 nt
Organism: Rotaria socialis
Lineage: Eukaryota; Metazoa; Rotifera; Eurotatoria; Philodinida; Philodinidae
Source: the annotation of a GenBank genome assembly